AUGCCCUCCUUCGGACGCAUUGGCAAGCACAGCAAUCGUUCCCAGCACAACCUGGUCGACCAGCAGGCGAAUGCACCGCCCUCUCUGAUCACGUCGAGUUCGUCAGGCGUCGGCGCUGGCCUUGGUCCCGGAUCUGGCGGUGGUUCCUCCAUCGUUGCUAACACGCCCCCCUCAGCCUCGUCCACCGCGCUCAGCUCCAGCGAGUCCUUCCAGCUUCCACCGCAGGUCUACCCUGGCACUGCAGGAGGUGCUGCUCUUACGUCAAACCACCCCACCUCGUCUACCACCGCCAGCAGCAGCAGCACCACCAUUCCCAACAACAGCAGCAUCCCCAAUCCGGCCUCUGCUGCUUACGGCAACCUGCGCACGCAGCAACAGCAACAGCAGCAGCAAAAGAGCCCGCACCCAGACUUUGCCGACUCGGUGUCGCGGUCGCAGUCCACACGAUACCCUCAGGUGUCCCCGUUGCAGACCCAGCAGCCGUUCGCGCCCGCCUCCAGCUCGGCCGACGACCUGCCCCAGACCAUCUCGUCACCCCUCGUCCAGCACCCGCACCAGUUCGCGCAUGGUCAAUCGGGCUACCCCGUCGGGCCUCACCACCAGCACCCAGGCCAAUCCGCCCCCACAGAGACCAAGCCGUCCACCCGCAAGCUGAUCAAGAAGAUACUCCAGGGAGCCUCCGUCAGCCGAGCCGCUGCCUCUUCGGCUUCGUCGCCAGACCACCAUCACCACCAGCACCAGAACUCGUACGAUAAUACCGCCGGUCUUGCUCGCAGGCCCUCUAAGCGAGUGAGCAACCCCUUCCCGCCCUCGAUCCGGACCAGCGUGUCUCUCGAGCAGCAACAAGUUCCUGACUGGCAACAGCCGCAACAGCAACAGCAGCAGCAAUCUACACAGCCGUCACCGUUGCAGGGCGUAGGAGAGGCCAGCGAGCCCUACCCAGACAACAUAUCUCAGCAGGAUCUCCUCUUGCAGCAGCAGCAGCAACAGCAACAGCAACAGCAACAACUGCAACAGCAGCAGCAGCAGCAGCAGCAGACCCAUCCCCGUGCUCAGGCGCCCCGCGGCCCCCACCCCCACCAAAGCACUAUACGCCAGGUCCCCGCUGCCAGCGCCGAAACGUCGCCCUACAGCCCUGAGGACCUCGCAUUCCAGCAGCACCAGGCCCACGCCCAGCAGCUGCAGGCCCAGCACCAGGCCCAACUCCAGGCCCAGGCCGAACAACAACAACAACACUACGGCCAGAUCAUCGUCGACCCGGCCCAGGAUCAAUAUCAACAAUACGCACACGGCCAGGCCCAGUAUCCAUCGGGCAACCCGCCUCGCAUUUAUACCGGCCGCUUGACAUCUCAGCAGUCCAACGCAGAGACAAUCUCCCAGCUGUCGCAUGAUUCGCCCGUGACCGAUCCAGACCAGCUAUCAGCCCACUUGCAGUCUACACAAGCUUCCCCAGCCGUCAACUACCCGCAUCAGGACCCCACCGUUCCCCAGAACCAGCUGCCUGUCUCCCCUUCACCGUUAGCAGCCCAGCCUGUGAACAUGGCACCUCCACCAGGGGGUCCCCCCAGCCGCAGAUCGGGCGACGACAAGGGCAUGCGUGGCGCUGGCAAUGUUGACGCGCCUCCUGGGCCGCCACCCAACUAUAGACACAGCCAGGCUCAGAUGAGCAGCAUGGGGUCGCAUCCGCCCACUCCUGGCCCCGCCCAGGCCAACCGUGAGUUCCGUGCCAGCAACGUGCCCGAAAGGCAGGUACAGCAGUUCGAUGGCGCAGGCCCGGAGACGGGACGUCAUAGCCCCCAGCCCUCCACCGGAGGAGAGCGGGAAGAGAGCUCGGAUAAGCAGUUCAAGGACCUAUUAACAAAAUACAAGAACGUGAAAAGACUUUAUUUUGACGGGAAAGCCCAGAUCGAGCAGUUGACCAGCCAGGUCGAGCAGCUGCAGAAUGCCGUGGCCAACCAGCGAAUUUCCCAAUCUCGGACUGCGUUGGAUGACAAUGAGUACACGACACGCUUCAACCGGCUGAAUGGUGCCAUCAACAACCUUUCGUUCAACAUCCGCAAAGACUGGCGAACGUUACCCCCCUGGAUCGACAGGUACGUGAGCACAGAUGCGCUCAAGACUGGGAAGCAGGAGAUGACUGCGGUUGGGCGCGCCGUCGUCGCGCGAUGGAUUGUGAACGAGAUAUUCAACAAGUGUUUCCACCCGGGGCUGGAUAUUGAGCUGAGCCGUAACCUCAAAGAAAUCGAGCACAACAUCCGCAGGUUCUCGUAUACGCUCACCAGCCAGGAGGAAUUCGAUGCCUUGACAUCCAAAGUUGUCAGCUGGAGGAUGGCCACGUUGGAGGGGCUCCAACAGGAGCUCCAGGCGGGCGAGAACCAGGACAACAGAGGAGCCUACACGGACUUGUGCACCGGGAACUUGACCGCACACCUCUAUCAACAUCUUUCCGACCCGCCGCCUGCCGGCGUCGAGGGAAGUGUGGCCAUGAUCGUAGAGCUCGCCGUAGGAAUUGCCGCCAACAUAUCUUUGGAGAGCCGCGAUGUGGCUGUCACGUAUCCUCUGCCAGGAGACUCGAUCCAGGCCGAUUUCAUGGAACUCGAAAAGGCAGGCCUGCCUCCGUUGCCCGAUAACGACGACGCCGAGGACAGCGGUCCGGAUGGCGACAAAGCCAAGAAACCCAAGACCGGUAUGUUGAAUAUGUUGAGCAGUGCACCGCCUCCAGGAAGCCGGAAAGGCAGCGUCGUCUCGAAUACUGACAUGGCGGACUCAUCAACAGCAAUUCCCAAGGACCCCACCAAGAUCCGUUUCGCAGGUUUCGUCGCAGUCGAGGUCCGAGGACGGCAGGUUCUGGUCAAGGCUCCGGUUUGGAGUUUGAGCUAG
Neoarthrinium moseri is the source of this 2880-nucleotide messenger RNA. RefSeq lists its product as uncharacterized. The record is from RefSeq and is a predicted model, not a curated record. Bases 1 to 2880 code for a protein of 959 amino acids. NCBI's taxonomy places the organism in Eukaryota, Fungi, Ascomycota, Sordariomycetes, Amphisphaeriales, Apiosporaceae. The transcript is spliced from 3 exons.